Molecule: messenger RNA, 1938 nt
Organism: Stomoxys calcitrans (stable fly)
Lineage: Eukaryota; Metazoa; Arthropoda; Insecta; Diptera; Muscidae
Exons: 2
Coding region: 969-1658 (229 amino acids)
Source: RefSeq, a predicted model, not a curated record
UGUAACUUGAACUUCACUUAAUAAAGUCAUCUUAAGAAUACAUCAAAGAACACAGCCUGAAAUUAAAGGAAAUAUUAAUUUAAAUGUACGUUUACAUUGGUCACUAAAUCCGGAUUUAUGGCCUUUUCGAGAUUUAAGUGCUAAAUCAUGUGUUUUACCAUACAAAAAUAAAUACCAUUUAAUGGCUGCAAUUAUCAAUAAAAGUACCGAAAUAUGCAACAGUUUUCAAGAAUUGUGUAUAGCUGUGUGCGAUAUGCACAUUUAUGUAUAAGCUUGUACGAUUGCGUAUGUCACUUAAAACCCCAAAAACUCAGUGUAAACGGACAGGAUUUGUUUUUGGAUUCAAUCCAGAUCAUAAAAAUUUCAAUCUAAACGUGCUGAAAUUAAUAUUUUUGACGUUUAUUGACUAUUUUUUAUACAAUCCGUUCCGUUUGAAACACAUCGAAAUAUUGAUCUGAAGCCCUACACAAUUUCCGCAUGAAAAGAAGAACAGAAUACCAAUAAUUUAAGACGGGGUGAUAUCUCCGGCACUGUUUAACCUCUACCUAUCCUCCAUUCCACACUCUCUAGACGGCAUAGAGUUCGUAUCAUAUGCGGACGAUUGUACGAUCAUAGCAGCAGGCCCCCACCCACUGUUGACAUCUGCGAUAGGUUGAACGUCUACUUCAACGAACGUGCCUCAUAUUUCGCUGCAAGAAACCUGAAGAUAUCUGCCACCAAAUCUUCAGCCACAUUGAAUACCGAGCUGACUGUGAUGGUCGAUGGAGAAAUGAUUCCGACCAUCAGGUGUCUCAAAAUACUUGGCGUCACAUUUGAGAGCUCUUUCACAUUCUCCGCACAUGCCACAGCAAUUUGUGAUAAAGUCAAAAGUAGAAACAAGGUUCUCAAGUCACCUGGCAGCACUUGGGGUGCAGACAAAGAAAGCUUGUUGACCACGUACAAGACUAUUGGCCGGUCUGUGGUAAGUUAUGCAGCGCCAGUGCGGUCCCGUCACCUUUGUGACACGCAGUGAAAUAAUAUUUAGAUCUGUCAGAAUGACGCCUUCCGAACUGCGAUGGGCUGUCUCCUCAGACCACCUCCAUAAGGAGACAAAGAUCCUACCAGGGCAAAGACAUAACUACAAGCUGUCUGAGCAAUACCUUUUGGGCUGUUGUCGCAGAGACCAACCAAAUAAUCAUCUUGUGGAUAGAUAUCCACCGCCCAGAAGUCUUAAGCUAGAUCUACAUGAUCUAGAGCGUGACGUUCAGCGCUACAAGAGAGAACCCCUAGAUCAAGCGGCAUAUCAAGCAGGUCUAGACAACAUUCAUGCGGACACGGUAGCAGAUGCGGUAAAUAGCUACCGGGUGAAUGUUGUCCUUGGAGAACGACCGCCUCCCAUUGUACCUAAAAAAAUUGACCUCCACAGACAAACCAGAGGAGUUUUGGUUCAAUUACGUUCCGGCAGAUGCAGCCGCCUCAACUUCUACAGAGCAAGGAUUGAUGCCGACUUGCAAGAUGUAUUUCCCGAUUGUAACCAAGGACCACAUGAUACACGUCACCUGUUUAUCUGUCCAGCUAGACCCACUGGACUCAGACCCAGAUCCCUGUGGACGCACCCCAUCUUAGUUGCAGAGUUUCUGGGUCUUGACACUCAACAGAAUCAAGCAGACGAAAGAUAGAACACAACAAACUGCUACAACAACAUCGGGUUCAAAUAAUUUCUUUAGCAUUCUUCAAUCAAAAAUUGACUUUGAGUUGCAGUCAUUAAUUUCCACGUUGACACUGAUUAGAUUAUUUGUAAAUAUUUAUAUUAUAUAUUUUUUUUGAGUCUGUAGCAAGGAGUAUUUAUAAGGUGGCCGCAUCGUCGAAUUGCUACAACAAAACAUCUUUUUUGCGAACCCGAUAUGUCAAAAUUUGUAAACAAGGCGAAUAAAAUUCGAUUCGCCGUGACAUUUCAAA